This is a messenger RNA of Paramecium pentaurelia, 2570 nucleotides long. NCBI's taxonomy places the organism in Eukaryota, Ciliophora, Oligohymenophorea, Peniculida, Parameciidae. The record is from the annotation of a GenBank genome assembly.
AUGUAUUAGGAGGACACUCUUAACAUAAAUCAAAUUCAAUUUAAUCAACUUCUAUUGGAAGCUCAUAGUCAAUUUUAAUUAAGGGAUAUGAAUUAAGCAAUAAGAUUAUAUGAAGAAGCUUUAAAUUUUCAAGAAGCUGGAAGAGGUAAAAUCAAAUAUAAAUUUCAAGAUAUUGAUAGAAUGGCUAUAAUCCUAGCUAAUUUAGGAAUUAUUUAUUUUCAUAAUUGCGAUUAUAAAUAAGCAACUGAAAAGCUACUUUAAGCAUUCACAAUGUUGGAUAGAAAAAAUGAUUUCAAAUGUGCAUUAUUAAUUAAGAUUUUAGUAAAUAUUGUUUUGAUAACAAAAUUUAGGGAAAUUUGGCAAUUAUCAAGUUGAUAACAACAGAAUUUCAAGAAUGUAAAGAUUAUAAUGAUUAAGCAAUUCAAUUAAUCCUUUCUGUGUAAAAUUAAUUAAUAUUUAGUUAACCACCAUUGUAAUAUCAAUUAUUUAAAGAACUAAUGUACAUUUAUUAUAGAUUUUAAUCAUUUGAAGCUAUGGGAGAUGGCAAUUUUGAAAAUCUAGAAUAAAAGUGUACUGAAAUUAUAUAAUACUAAUAUAGAUGAUGGAUAGAGUUUAGCUUGCUUCUACUCUUCUAUGGGAUUGAAUCGAGAACUGUGUGGAGAUAUGGCUCUAGCUUUUAAGUAUCAUCAAAAAGCUCUUAAAUUAUGGUAUGACCAGAAAGAAAAUGGGUUUAUUGUCAUUACAUUAAGAAGAAUUUUAACUAUUGCAUAAAAUGAAAGAAUGGAUUGUAAGGAUUAUGUAUAAUAAUUGUAAAAAUGUAUGCAAUCCCCUGAAUUGAGGGGAAUAAGUCCAGAAAUUUUAUUUAAAGAUUGUGAAAAAAAAUUAUAAUGUGCUAGAGAAGUAUAUAUUUAAUGAAUUUUUAAUUUAGAUAACAACAUCAUUAUAAAAAUUAGAAUAAUAAUUGAAUUAUUAAAAGAAUUAGUAAUUAUUAUCAUAGCCUUUAACAGUUAAAUAACAAGAUGAAUUUUGGAAACUCGCUUUAAAAUUAAGACUCAAGAGGGCAAUCUAAUAUUGCUAUCAUCAAAUGUCCUAAUAGGAAGUUGAGAAUGCAUCUUUAUUAUCAUAAUCUAUUGCAUAACUUGAACAUUCUUUAAAAUUAUUGGACUAACAAUAACCAUAUGAAAACUAUUUAUAAAAUUUACCAUUUACAAAAGAAUCAGUAAAUAUUAUCAAAUCUCAUUUAUUGAAAUUCAAUAGAAUUUGUUUAAAAAUUUAAUUACAACCAUUUUUCAAUUAUCUUGAUUAGUUAAAACAAGAAGAUGAUUAAGGACAAUAACUUUUCUAAUAGCCACAAUUUAAUUCCAAAUUUUAAACUAAUUAAACAUACAAUUAAUAAAUUUAAAAUUCACAUUAUUUAACUUAACAAUAACCAUAGUCUUUAUCUAAUAGAUAAAAAUAGUUUGAUUCAAUUAAUUCAUAAUAUAAUUCAUAAUAAAGUUAGGUUAAUAAUGAUUAUUAAAAUUAAUUGAAUAUUCAAUCAUAUCACUCAACAAAUGAUUAAUAAAAUUAUAUGGUUAGAGGGUAAAAUUCUAAUUAGCAUUAAAAUAAUCAAUAUCAAUAAUUUAAUAAUCCUUUGCAAAGUAACUAUUCUCAAAAUAAUCAAAUUGAAUAAAAAGAUUUCUAAUAGUAAAAGUAUUAAACAGUGUAUGCAAAUAAUUAUGAAUAGCAGCCAUUAAAAAAUAGUGGUUAAUUUGGAUCAUAAAUUAUGGGUAUAACUGGAAAUAGUCAACCAAAAAUCAAUACUGUCUAAUCAUAAUAUUAAUAAUAAUAAUAAUAAUAAUAAUAAUAAUAAUAAUAAUAAUAAUAACAAUUUUAAUCAUAAUAAGCAAGUCUAAAAUUCUCAAAAUCUUAAUUAAAUCCAUCACAAAUAAAAUAAGGAUAAAAUAUGACAGUAUCUCUAACAAAAUCAUAAAAAUUAAAAAACGUUAGUCUUCUUAAUGCUGCCUAUAGAACUGUCAUGUUGGGUGAUUAACUAACUAAAUGCAAUAAAUCUUCAAAUGGAAGAAUAGAAAGAUUUUUUAUUUUAGCCAAUGAUGGGACAUUUAGAUGGGCUCAAAAUAAUAAACAUAUUAAUGAUCCAAAAUCUGUAAAUUCCUAUUCAGUUUCCGAUAUAAGAGGUUUACUCUACGGGAAAGUAACAGAUGUCCUUAGAAAAUCAUACAAUGAUAAAUUAGAGCCUUGGUUAUGCUUUUCUUUGAUUAUGAAAACUAGAUCUAUGGAUUUUUAUGCUUAACCAUUAUAAGUAAGAAUUUCCAUUUUUAUUUGAGAUUAAUUCGUGGGUAUUUGCAAUGUCUGAAGAAAUAAAAAGAAGAAAUCCUUUAGCAUUUGUGAUUACUCCAGGAAAAAUGUUAUGGAGAAAAAUUUAAAUAAUAUUACAUUAUUAUUUUGUGGAUAGAAAAAAGGAAAAAGAAAAAGGAGGAAAUAAAAAAAGAAAAUAACGUACAAAUACUUUUGUUCAUCUUUUGGUUUUAUAUGCUAAAAAUUAAUAUAGAUUACCUUAAAUAUAAUGA